This is a messenger RNA of Anopheles nili, 696 nucleotides long. RefSeq lists its product as uncharacterized. Bases 1 to 696 code for a protein of 231 amino acids. Gene Ontology annotation, molecular function: mRNA binding; zinc ion binding. Gene Ontology annotation, biological process: negative regulation of translation; oogenesis. Gene Ontology annotation, cellular component: perinuclear region of cytoplasm. The transcript is spliced from 2 exons. Lineage: Eukaryota; Metazoa; Arthropoda; Insecta; Diptera; Culicidae. The record is from RefSeq and is a predicted model, not a curated record.
AUGAAUAUGGCACAACAGAACUUCGUCAGCUGGCUGGAUAAUAUACCCAUGAAAUGCGUGGCGACGGUCCUAGAGGAUGAUGCAAAAUUAGAGUUUCUUAUUCAGUAUCCAUUGUUUCAACCUUUUACGGAUGGUACUGCCGCAUUUCAGUUAGAUCUUCAGACGUUGAUGAGCGAUGCUAAGAAGUAUAAUUGGACUAGUGUAUCUAUGGUGGAAAUUGAUCAACAUUUUGAAGCCAACGGCACGGUUGAUUCGUUUAUCUACGAGGAGUGUGCUGUGAUUCCUGCGGUGAAACUUUCAGAGAGCCCGCUACAGGACAUAUCGAACACAGUCAAUCGAAGAGGAAGAGAAAGAGUACGUCCACACCGCUCCAGUACGAAAAAGCAUUGUGUGUUCUGCCUUAAUAACGGUGCCGAUGCAAGCAUCUAUCUGAACCACCGGUGCAGAAAUGGCCGGGGCGAAGUGACUUGCCCUACGCUUCAAACGUUCAUAUGCCCUUACUGCGCGGCGACAGGAUCUAAUGCUCAUACUCCGAAAUACUGUCCAGUUAAACCCCUCAUAACUCCGGAGGACUGUCAAAAGAUGGAGGAAACUUGUCGGAAAAACUAUGUGCUUUCACAAUACAAGAAGGAAAGAAGAAUUUCGGAAAGAAGCGCAUUGAACACUGCAUCGAAAAAAACAAGAUUACGCGUGUAA